Messenger RNA from Linnemannia hyalina, 1215 nucleotides. The record is from the annotation of a GenBank genome assembly. Lineage: Eukaryota; Fungi; Mortierellomycota; Mortierellomycetes; Mortierellales; Mortierellaceae.
AUGAAUACGUUUACGACAAAAAGUACCCCGUUGUUGGGUCGCUCCAAUUCCUCCGACAACCUCCACGACUUGGCCGACAACAACAGCAAAGUAACCUCGCCCAAUACUAGCCUGGAGAACAAGGUCGCCGUCAAGAAGGAAUUGACUCAGCUAGAGAACUUUGGCGUGUCUGCCCUGGCUCCCUCCAUAGCCGUCCUCUUCACCAACCCCUUCGACACCGUCAAGGUCCGCCUCCAGCUCCAAGGCGAGUUUGUCAAGACAAGGGAGCCCGGCCGCAAUGGCAAAGAAGUCGUCAGAGUGUCUGAGAAGGUCUAUAAAUCUUCUCUCGACUGCCUGCAAAAGACCUUUCGACACGAGGGAAUCCGUGGUCUGCAAAAGGGUCUCUUCCCUGCCAUUCUCAAGGAGUCAUCGAAAAACAUUUUCCGACUUGGACUCUACGACCCCAUCCUCAACGCAAUGCACCCACUGAACUACCCCGGAGAGGCAAGCACUGCUCCAGCAUGGAAACGGAUGAUCGCGGGAGCGGCCUGUGGUGCAAUGGGAGCUAUCAGUGCGAACCCCUUUGAGCUCAUCAAGACCCGACUCCAGUCCCAUUCCACCGGAGGACUUGCUGUCGGGAACCAAUACGCCUACACUGGCACUUUCUCUGCACUCCGGACCAUUAUCGUGAACGACGGAGCAAUGACCCUCUACCGUGGAUCUGUGAUCUCGAUCGCUCGGUCGAUGCUUGGAAGUGCUGCCAACUUGACGACCUAUUCACUCCUCAAGGACCAUGCCAGGAACAAUUGGGGCGCAAAGGACGGAAUCAUGCUGGAUAUGGCUAGCUCCCUCGUCAGCGCCUUUAUCAGUGUUGUCGUCAUGAACCCCAUGGAUGUUGUUCGCAUCCGCCUCUACAACCGAUCGUCGCAGUCUUCAUCGCAGACGACUAUGCAGUCAGUUCGCCACAUCCUGACGACCGAAGGCCCCAUGGCGUUCUACAAGGGCUUCUCGACACACUUUAUGCGUAUCGGACCCCAUUUCACCCUGACAUUUGUCUUCUUGGGCAUGUUGAAGCGUCAACUCAUCGAGGGCUCAGGCCCAGUCGAGGCCACCAAAUCAUCCUCCCACACCCUCCACCCCAGGGACGAAAGCACUUCCUCCUCUUCGUCCCCCUCGUCGUCAUCGACGUCCUCAAUAACCACCGGCGUGAUCGCAAGACGCGAAGAACAGAUCUAG